AUGAAUUACUCCGGAGAGACGCAGCACGGGAACGACACAAGGCCCAAUGAUGGGGAGGACGAAGGGGCAUGUGGACAGCCAACCGAUGCUUCACUGGCACCACAAAAUGAUUCUGCUGAGCCCACAAAAGAAGUCGUGGAUGUUGCCCAGGAUGCGACUUCUCCAGCCCUCGCAGACCUCGUGGAUGUUAACCUAUUGGGGCAACUGCAAGAGAUGGGUUUCAGCGAGGCGCGGGCUGGGCGGGCGCUUCUGGCGCUUCGCGGGGGUCCUUCCACGGUGGAGGCGGCAUUAGCGUGGAUAGAAGAGCACGAAGACGAUUCAGAUGUUGACAAUCCAUUGACUGCUGAGGAGCUUGCCGCCUACAAGCCCGCUAAGAAGACCCCUCUAACAGAGGAGGAGGCCCAGCGCCUCGCCUACGAACUCCAGAAAAGGUUGAGGGAGGAGCGGCUAAAGAGAGAAAAGCAAGAGGCUAUUGAGAAAGAACGGCUCCGUCUGCAGCAGUCCAAGGCCAUGCUGGAGCAGCAGGCCAAGCUAGAGGAAGAGACGCGGAAGCGGGCACUAGAACAACUACAGAGAGAGAAGGAGGAAACCUCGGCGUUAGAUUGUGCUAAUGUGAAUGAGGCUAAGAAAGAAAGGGAACGCCAGAGGGAGCUGCUGCGCCAAGAUUAUAGGGACAGAUUCGGCUGUGAGAUGCCUGAGGACCCGUCACAUGCGGCCCCUGAGGAGCGUCUGGCGAAGAUGAGCGGCAAAGAAAAAGUAGCGUACUACAGCAAUGCGCUUUUCAAACGCUACAAGAAGGAAGAUCCCCAGAAGCUCCUUGUGUGCCUUAACACCCUCCGCCUCUACGUGAACAACGCCAAAGAACAUCCGACGGACCCCAAGAAGGAGAACGCGGCCUUCAAGGCCCGCGUGCUGGUCUGCGAUGGGUCCGUUGAGCUCCUCGACGCGUGUGGCUUCAAAGACCAGGGCGACACCUUGGCCAUCCAGGGGCAGCCGGACGGCUUCGUACUCGCCCAGGCAAUGAAAUUCCUCGACCUGCUCAUUGGACAGCUGAGAGGAUGA
Messenger RNA from Eimeria maxima, 1062 nucleotides. RefSeq names its product UBA/TS-N domain-containing protein, putative. Bases 1 to 1062 code for a protein of 353 amino acids. Lineage: Eukaryota; Apicomplexa; Conoidasida; Eucoccidiorida; Eimeriidae. The transcript is spliced from 9 exons. The record is from RefSeq and is a predicted model, not a curated record. Gene Ontology annotation, molecular function: protein binding.